Molecule: messenger RNA, 1668 nt
Organism: Meloidogyne enterolobii
Lineage: Eukaryota; Metazoa; Nematoda; Chromadorea; Rhabditida; Meloidogynidae
Source: the annotation of a GenBank genome assembly
AUGAGAAGUUUAGAAGCAAAUAAAAGUUUAAAAAGUUUACAAAGUAGCCAAUCUGGCAGUACAAAAUUAACAAGUAUGGAUGAUAAAAAAUUGGAAACAGAAAAUUAUGCACAUUUUUUAUAUAAUAGAGAAGUUGUUUUUGCUAUUAAAUAUCAAGUUAGAGUUAGAAUAUUUAAUGAGGAUUUUGCUAAUUUAAAGAAGAUACGUCAGAUAGACCAUGACAAUUUAAAUAAAUUCUGUGGACUCUGUGUAGAUGCACCUAUUCUCUAUGCUAUUUGGAAACAUUGUCAGAGAGGGAGUUUAAAAGAUUUAAUCGCCAAAGAGAGAUAUGUUGGAGAUUCUUUUGUAAUGUUUACUUUAAUGAGGGAUAUAGCUAGUGGAUUAAUAGCUUUACACGGGUCGUUUGCUGGAGCACAUGGAAUGCUUUCCUCAGAGAAUUGUUUAAUUAAUGAUCGUUGGCAAGUAAAGAUUAGCGAUUUUGGAUUGAAUAUGAUUAGAGAAAGUCAACCAAUGUCGAAAAGAAAAUUAUUGUGGACAGCACCAGAAUUAUUAAGAGAAAAUAAUCGAAAAGGAACAAAAGAAGGAGAUGUUUAUAGUUUUGCUAUAAUUUGUUGUGAAUUAGUUAAUAGAGAAACUGUUUGGAAUGGAGUUGAAAGAGAAGAUGAUGUUGAUGAGAUACUUUACCGACUAAGACGAUCAAACGUGGCAAUCCCACACCGACCUCAAUUGCAUCCUCGAGAGGAGAUCAAUCAAAAUUUGUUACACUUAGUCCGUGAUUGCUGGGGUGAGAUUCCGACUGAACGCCCAAAAAUUGAUAUGGUCAGAACAAUGUUGAAGCAAAUGGUUAGGGAUGGAAAUCAAAAUUUAAUGGAUUAUGUUUUUGGAAUGAUGGAGCAAUAUGCAAGUUCUCUAGAACAAGAAGUUGAAGAAAGAACUAGAGAAUUAGUUGAAGAAAAAAGAAAAAGUGACAUUCUUUUAUAUAGAAUGCUUCCAAAACAAGUUGCCGAAAAAUUAAAAUUGGGGGAAUUUGUUGAACCUGAGCAAUAUACAGCUGCUACUUUAUUCUUCUCCGAUGUUGUUUCAUUUACAACUUUGGCCAGUAAAUGCUCACCCCUUCAAGUUGUGAACUUAUUAAACGGUCUCUACACAGCAUUUGACGGAAUUAUAGAUAGUCAUGAUGCUUACAAAGUUGAGACAAUCGGAGAUGGCUAUCUAGUUUGUUCCGGAAUUCCCCGUCGAAAUGGAAAUGAUCAUGCUAAGGCAAUUGCCGAAUUAUCUUUUUCUUUCCUGCGUACCGUCUCAACAUUUCGAAUUGAUCACUUGCCAAAUGAACGUGUUAAUUUACGUAUUGGAAUACAUACUGGACCAGCAGUAGCUGGAGUUGUUGGAUUGACAAUGCCUCGUUAUUGUUUAUUUGGAGACACUGUAAAUACAGCUAGUAGAAUGGAAUCUAACGGAAGACCUGGACGUAUCCAUAUAUCAACCACAACUAAUCAUUAUUUAACUAACAUAAUUGGAGGAUAUGUAACAGAACCUAGAGGAGAAGUAAUUAUUAAAGGAAAAGGAGUUAUGGAAACAUUUUGGCUACUUGGACAUUCUGGGGAUUCUCAUUACUUUUCAGGUACAGGUGUUACUAAUGGUGAUCGUGACACUCCAGAACCUAUUUGA